AGCAGAAGUUCAAAAUUUCCAGAGCAUUAGAAAGACUUAUGAGCAAAGGAAAUAUCUACUUCUCCUAAAGACUGUAAAGACAGUAGAAAUGGAAGAUUGCGAGGUCCAGUAUGCUACUGUGGUUUUCAGAAACAGGAGACCCCCAAGAGCUAAAAACGAGGAAGAGGUUGUAUACGAUGAAGUGAAGAAACCCAACCAAUCGUCUCAGCAAACAUUUGACACAAAUGGACUUUUGUCAGACAAGGAAGCAGAAAGAAGAUACUGGUAUCAAAAGUUUGCUUGUUGCUUUGGGAGUCUGUGUGUGAUUUUGGUGAUGAUGAUCAUUGGAGUCAGCGUUUACUUACUACUUCAGCAGAGGAGUGAUGAACAGCAGCUGACACAGCUGAGAACAAAUCAAACAUUUCUACUGGAGGAAAAUAUCAACCUGACAAGAGACAACAAAAAACUCAGCUCAGAUUUCACCAUCCAGGUUUACAACUUGACACAACAAAAACAAAACCUAACAGAAGAACUGAGUCAAGUUAAAAAGACAAACCAGGACCUGCAGACAGAUAAGGAAACUCUCUCAAGACAAAUUGAAACCAUAAAGAAAACUUGGACUGAGCAGAAACUCAGGAUCAUAAAUGAAUACUGUCACAGAAGAAACAACGAUAGAAGCAGUUCUUGUGAGAGCGGCUGGACUCACUGUCAGUCCAGCUGCUAUGCAGUUAACAAUGUUAGACCUACGGAACGUAAAACCUGGACAGAAGCACAAGAAGAUUGCAAAAGAAAAACUUCAGUUCUGACUGUUGUUGGUAGUGAAGAAGAAAAGUUGUUUCUUGAUAACACCAGUUGGAAUGGAGAUGGAAUUACAGGAUACUGGAUUGGACUCAGAGCUGAAGGAGGGAGAUGGAAAUGGAUCAAUGGAAGUGAUCUGACCAAUCAAGUCUGGAUACCGAAGCAGCCUGUUGAUGAUUACUGUGUAACUUCUCUCCAGAACCGAGAAUGGACCUCAGUGAGAUGUACUGAAAGAAACGCCUGGGUCUGUGAGAAGAAGGCUUUAUCUGUUUAAACAUGAAAUAUUCAACUUCUAGAGGUUAUUUAGAAAAAUGUAAACAUAUCUAUUCUUUAGUUCUAUUGUUAAAUUUUUUCCACAAGUUCUAAGCAGUUAUAGUUUAUUUUUGAAUAAAUUUAACAUAGCAAUGUUAUUUCAAUUACUGUACUUUUUAUUAUUUAAGCUGUAAAAUUGCUUAGUGAGUGCAUUCCACCUUUAUUGAUCUCAACGUAAUUUUACUAUGAUGAAGUAAACAGAAUUUAGAAAAAGUUAGCUUCUUUCGGUGACAUACAGUAAUAAUUCAUUUCACACAUUUGAAAUUAUUUUCUACAGUUUGUUUCAGGGCCAAACUAAAUAAGCAUAGAGACUUAGGACUGGUGUUUCUGUUCUCUUUAGCUUUUCUAUUUUUACAGUUGACAAUUUUCAUCCAGCAGGGGGUGCUGCUGCUUUACUCCCAAAAAUGACUGCUUCAAUGAAAUAGAAAUAUUUUUAAAUGUUGAGGUGAUGUGUCAUAUUACAAGUUUCAAUGCACGUGCUUCUUUUAACAUUGUUGUUGUGAAUAAAAAUAAAGUAUGAAAUGCUAGUGA
This is a messenger RNA of Poecilia reticulata (guppy), 1620 nucleotides long. Its product is annotated as asialoglycoprotein receptor 1-like. NCBI's taxonomy places the organism in Eukaryota, Metazoa, Chordata, Actinopteri, Cyprinodontiformes, Poeciliidae. The record is from RefSeq and is a predicted model, not a curated record.